CUACCGAACCCGCCGGAAAACACGCGAAAACCCCACCACACCAGAUAGAGCAGAAACCAGAAACAAUCCCCGGAAAGACGAAGCGCCGAGAUCGAGGGCGAUGGUGGUGCGCCGGCUGGGCGGCGAGGGGUGCGCGCUGCUCACGCUCCCCAACAUCCGGAGGCGGGCGUCCAACUCCUGGGCCGCCGUCCGCGACACCUUCUUCUCCACCAAGGACGUUCGAGUAGUACCUUUCCUCGCCCCGCGAUGGAUCUAGCAACUGCACGGCGCCCAUCGCAUCGGAAGUGCAAGCGCAAGCGCCGCUACAUUGGGCAACAAGGGACGGCCUCCGUCGGCGACGACGACGCCGCGAUGGCCAUGUCCAGGUUCCUCGAGUCCGGAGGCGGCGUCCGCGCCCUCGUCGAGUCAGGCGUCACCACGGUGCCGCCAUUGUUCGUGGCGCCCGUCGCGCCAGUGUCGUCGGCGGCCGUGAACUUCGUCGUUCCAUCCGUCGAUCUCUCCCUCCCGCGCUCGGACGCCGUCGCGCUCGUCCGCGCCGCGGCGCGCUCGAGCGGCAUCUUCCAGCUCACCAACCACGGCGUCCCGGCCGCCACCAUGGACUCCGCGCUCUCCGUGGUCAGGGCCUUCAACGAGCAGCCCUUGGCGGCGCGCUCGCCGUUCUACUCCGUCUCGCCCGUCGGGGCCGUCUCCUACGGCACCCAUCCAAUCCCGCGGCCCACGGAUGGCCAGCCUGUGACCGCUCCCCUCCUGCCAUGGCGCGACUCGCUACUCCUCCGCUUCGACAAACUAAGAGAUCCCGAUCUCCGCAACCUCCCCGCAGCGUGCCGGGACUCUCUGCUGGAGUACCAUCGGGCGCUGACGAGGCUCGGGAAGGAGAUCGCCGGCCUGCUCUCGGAGGGGCUCGGAGUCGGGGCCGAGCGGCUGGACCCGGUUGAAGGGUUCCUGAUGCAGUGCCACUACCACCCGCCGUGUCCUGAGCCGGAACGGGUGCUGGGCAGCCGUGAGCACACCGACGGAGGUUUGUUCACGGUGCUCUCACAGGACGGGGUCGGCGGGCUGCAGGUGCGGCUCGACGGCGACGAGUGGGUGGACGUGGCGCCCGUGGCCGGUACAAUUCUUGUCAACAUCGGGGACGUUCUAAAGGUGGUUUCGAAUGAUGAAUGCAGAAGCGUGGAGCACAGGGUGGUGAUCAAGUCCGCACAAGAGCCAAGGGUCUCCAUUGCCCUCUUCUUCAACCCUGCCAAGCAUGGCGAGACCGAUUUCGUCUUCGGCCCUCUCCCGGAGCUGGUGACAGAAGAAAAGCCUGCACGGUACCGGAGUUUAUCCUGGCAGGAGAUGCUGGAUAACAGGAACGCAUUGGGGCAUGCUAAGCCAUCGACACUUGAUCAAUUUAGGGUCACUUCUUUGAAUUGAUGAUUGUGGAGGAUAUUGUCGAUGAUUUGAUUCAGCUCUCAUGUACACGUUU
Messenger RNA from Panicum virgatum (switchgrass), 1465 nucleotides. RefSeq names its product 1-aminocyclopropane-1-carboxylate oxidase homolog 6-like. The transcript has 3 exons. Bases 247 to 1413 code for a protein of 388 amino acids. Lineage: Eukaryota; Viridiplantae; Streptophyta; Magnoliopsida; Poales; Poaceae. The record is from RefSeq and is a predicted model, not a curated record.